Anopheles coustani is the source of this 3298-nucleotide messenger RNA. It is a transcript of the gene Grip128, whose product is annotated as gamma-tubulin complex component 5. Gene Ontology annotation, molecular function: gamma-tubulin binding; microtubule minus-end binding. Gene Ontology annotation, cellular component: centrosome; spindle pole; equatorial microtubule organizing center. The transcript is spliced from 4 exons. The record is from RefSeq and is a predicted model, not a curated record. Gene Ontology annotation, biological process: cytoplasmic microtubule organization; microtubule nucleation; spindle assembly. The coding region runs from base 66 to 3206 and encodes 1046 amino acids. NCBI's taxonomy places the organism in Eukaryota, Metazoa, Arthropoda, Insecta, Diptera, Culicidae.
UUUAGUCAAUAAUACCAUUUCGUUAGCAGACUUAUCCGGCUUUUUUAUUGAAGAAAAACUCCAAAAUGUCUUUAGUUUUAACCGAGCUUGAAGCGUUGGUGCAGCAAUACGUUCCGCAAUUGAUCAAAUUGUUGACUGAAUUCGAUGAAACCGAAGAAAACUACAGUCUGUGCCAUAAGUUUACACUGGGUAUAAUACGAAACCAUCGGUUCCUAUCUGUUAACAGCCACGAAACUCGCCGGAACAUAGAAUCCGUAAUAGAAAACAUGGAACUCAGUAAUUUCGCUGCUGAGGCACGCCAGUUGCGGAAGUCCUACGAGGAUUUUAUCACUGAUCCGCUGUGUUUGAACCACUAUGUUCACGAAAUUCACUGGUCGGUGCUGUUGUUUCUUCUCGGUGUGGCUUACAAUCCGCUUGGUGCACUAAAAGCUCGUUUGCGAAAUGGGGAAGUACUACAACUUGUCACACCGGAACCGACAUUAGUGCCAUGGUAUGAUAAGGAACGAGAUGAUCUGAUUGCAGAGCUGUUUGAGGAAAACUUUGCUGUUGGCUUCAAUGAUGGGGAUCAAGGAUCGGAGUUGAGUGAUUGGAGUGACCUAGAGGAUGAUGAACGUGGUGAAUAUGUGAAUAUCGAACAGAAAGAUUCAGUCGUGGAAACGAUGGAAGUUGGCAGUCAACUAAUCGGUGACGGAAAACAGGAAGUGGUUGUCCAUAGUAAAGUAGCACCUCCGAGACAGGAAGAAACCUAUCGAACGUUCAGUUCGGCUAAUGCCUACGAAUGGCUAGAAGAGAAUCUUCAAAACCGUUGGUGGGGCGAUUCUUAUUAUCAGACCGUGGUUAAUAGUGAACAUAAAGUAGCAUCGUUUUGUAAUUUCUGGACUGAAUGCAUCGUAAAAGCAUCGCAUGGAUUCCUCAAAUCUGAACCUAUCUCAACAGUUUCCGAGUAUUGCGUGUUGCGCGAGAUUCUUUGGAUGUUUACCAACCCAGUUGAUUGCAAAUUUUUCCGCAUCGAUGACGAUCAGAUAUGGAUCAAUUCAAAUGUGUCGCUCCCAAGCACGACGGAACACGGGAUACAUACAUUUCUAUUGAAUUUUACCGAAUGCAUGACAAUCGCAUACAGGUUGAGGAAUUUUUGCAGCAAUAUUCUCGAGCAGACGGCUAAAACCCUGCCAGCACCACACUCAUUUGAAUGUUACGCUGCAGGAGUGAAGAGUUUUCUAAACCACAUGGACACGGUUAUGAUAGCAAAAGAAAGAGAACUUAUCCGGCAGGAACCGGGGAAAACGCACACGAUCAUAACGUUCUUCAAUGAGCUGGAGCCUGAACUAUUCGUGCUGAAGAAGCUAUACGACAUCCACAAAUUUUCUGUGCUCGAUUGGACGAAAUUUCCUGCCCACAUUGCCGUUGCCCACUUGCUGUCCGGAUUGUUUCGUAGCGUAAAAUUGAGCGCCAACUUGGAGAAAGGGAAUCUUGCCUUCGCUUUGCUUUUAGCAACACUGAAGUGCUACAUGAACAUGAUUGACACGUGGUGGACGGAAGGGCGACUAGACGACUGGCGCGAAGAGUUUCUAGUUGAAAAAGCAUGUUCGGAAAAUUUACCAGUUGGCUUACUUACCGGCUACCAAGCAAGAUUGUUUUCAAAGUGUAAAAUUAGAUCAUUUUACGUGAGCUCAGCAAUUUCGGAUGUAAUUGAAAAUGAUCCAAUAAUCAAACUACUGCUGCACCAUUCUCUCGAGGCCGGCUACACUUUAAACAUCCUGAAUGGCUUGGAUAGAAUCAGCGAUAUGAGAAAGGAACAAAAUAUGGAAGAAAAUCUAGUGUAUCAAAGCUUUCUGGAAGCAAUCUUGGAGGAACUGGAAACAUUCCGCACAGAAGUAGACACAGUAACCGAAGAAACUUUCAAUAUCGACCGGCAAUACUCGUUGGAUGCGGAACAGGAAAACGAGAACAUCGCGAUGUGUAACCUAAAGAAACAAAUUCGGGAAAUAUGUGAUGAUGAUCUUCUACUAUUGGCCUUCAACAGUACAUUGAUUUUGGCUAGUAGUGAAAAUGUUGGCGAUGAAACUGAAGCGGUCGCCAGCAGCAUUGCAUCUAACACGACGGGGCGUAAAGUUACGAAUGCUUUUUCCCUAUACACAAUUCUCAAUUCAAUUUCGACGCUGCAGCUACCACUCGAGAAUGUCCUCUUUAAUGCGAUAAAAAAUUUGAUGGAAACCAAGCGUCAAGCGGCGAAUCAUUAUGUAACGUACAUCUACAAGGAAGAAUUCCACGUGAUGGACCAUCUCAAAAACAUACGAAAAGUUUUACUACUAGAGGCAAGUGAUCUCAUGGAUUACUUUUACAGCAGUUUGUUCCGACGCAUCGAGGCGGGAGAAAGCUGGGCUAAUCCCUAUCUUCUCACCAUACAGUUGAAUGAUAUUCUUGCAUCGAGGUUCACCGAUAUGAACACACUUUUCACCGUGGAGGUAGAUCGCUCAGCCAUUUACCAGUUGGAUACAACUUCUGUGCUGUUGGCUAUAGAUGAAAUUCGUAUCCUCUACAAUCCAGGGCAUGAUUUGAGCAACAUGGUUAACGAGGAGACGAUGGCGAGCUACAACAGUGUGUUUCGAUUUCUCCUGAAAGUAAAAUGGGCCCUCGGAACCUUGGAAACGUUACGUUUUCCCGAUUCACAAAAGAAAAGACCACCAUACACGACCUUCGGAAUGCUCGAUUUAAUACUGAAGCGGUUGGCAAUGCUUAAGUUUUGGAUGAUAUUUUCUGUGCAGUGCAUACAUUCGCACCUAAUGACUCAUGUGCUCCAAUCGUUCGGUGAACAGUUGGAUGAAAAGCUAAACCAGGCCGAUAACUUGAGUGAAAUGAUAGCCGUGCAUCAGUCGUACAUUUCUACAAUUUUCGAACACUGCUUCCAGCAGGAUGAUAGCAAACAGCUGAUGGAAGGAAUAAUUCGGCUGCUGAAUCUGGUGUACAUUAUGCGCGACGAAUGGCUGAACACGGUGCUGUAUUCGGAAAUGGACGCCCGAGGAGAUAUCGAAGAUAACGGAACAAUUACAGAUUUCAUCACAAAUUCCCAGGUCGAUGAACUUGAAAGGACAUACUGUACAUGCCAUCAGCAACUUGCGAAACUGCUAAGCCGGGAGGCUUACGGAAAACAUAAACUACACUUAACUGGUCUGGCGGAUGCGUUUAGUUAUAAUGUCCCAUACUGAGGCAGUGCUGCGGUCUAAUACUGUAAACUGCGUUUGGUACCGAUGUCGUCCAAUAUUUGCUGAAGCUCAUCAUCCUCAAAGCGUCCUUCCAA